Messenger RNA from Microthlaspi erraticum, 816 nucleotides. Lineage: Eukaryota; Viridiplantae; Streptophyta; Magnoliopsida; Brassicales; Brassicaceae. The record is from the annotation of a GenBank genome assembly.
AUGAGUUGCCGGAGAUUCUUGUCGAUCCCGGUGGUUUCUGUGAUUCUGGUGAUGGGUUUCGUGUACUACAUCACACUCUUCGUUUUCAUCGAUGAUUGGGUUGGUUUACAAAGCUCAGCUGGGAAAUUAAACGCCUUGCUCUUCAGCUUCUUGGCGUCUCUCUGUCUCUUUUCCCUCUCCAUUUGCGUUCUCAUAGAUCCAGGUCGUGUCCCGACAUCUUAUGCUCCUGAUGUUGAGGAUUCUGGCCGGUCCCAUAGUAACGCUACAGAAUCAAGGAAAUGUGACAAGUGCUUUGCAUAUAAGCCUCCUCGGACUCACCAUUGCCGAGUUUGCAGAAGAUGUGUCUUGAAGAUGGACCACCAUUGCCUUUGGAUAAAUAACUGUGUUGGUUAUGCAAACUAUAAAGCUUUCUUCCUUGUUGUGUUUUAUGCAACCGUGGCUUGCAUCUACUCCACAGUGUUGCUGGUUUGCUGCGUAUUCAAGAACGGGGACUCCUAUGUGGGAAAUGUUCCACUUAAAACUUUCAUUGUUUCUUGUGGGAUCUUCAUGAUUGGACUAAGCUUGACACUUGGGACUCUCCUUUGUUGGCAUAUCUACCUGAUGGCACACAAUAUGACCACCAUUGAGCAUUAUGAUUCAAAGCGAGCCACUUGGUUAGCUAGAAAAUCGGGUCAAAGCUAUCGGCAUCAAUUCGAUCUUGGCGUCUACAAAAACAUCACCUCGGUAUUAGGUCCUAACAUGAUCAAAUGGCUAUGCCCCACAUUUACUAGGAAUACUGAAGAUGGUAUCAGCUUCUCUGCGUCGAGAGAUAGCUAG